Messenger RNA from Ixodes scapularis (black-legged tick), 459 nucleotides. RefSeq lists its product as uncharacterized. The transcript has 3 exons. The record is from RefSeq and is a predicted model, not a curated record. NCBI's taxonomy places the organism in Eukaryota, Metazoa, Arthropoda, Arachnida, Ixodida, Ixodidae. The coding region runs from base 1 to 459 and encodes 152 amino acids.
AUGAAAGCAAAAUUAUCUGUCCUCGCUACGUUCGUUUUGGUACUUCACGAAUCGUAUGGUAUCCUCGGGAGCUUAGUGCCACAAAAAUCAGGAGCUGCUUUACACAAGUGUGGAAGAAUUACUGGAUUCAUAGUGUCUACAGUACCUACAAAUUCGAGAACAAUAACUGUUACGCGUUCAAGCUGGACCUAUAAAAACGUAACAGCAAAAUUUGAGUACAUCGGCAACUAUACUGGUCACGAAAAGUGUCUUUCCAAUUGUGAUCCAUGCCACCCAAGACCUUGCACUUGUAGACCAGAAUGCGAGUGCCUGCCAAUGAAGGGUUAUCCAGCUGUCGGACGAUGUGUAAAAAAGGGAACUCCUUUACCUGACGGAGUCGAGAGGGGAGAGCGCCGAUGUAAGAAGAAGCAGGGCAAGAAAGAAAAUGGAGGACGAAGAAAAAUUAAAGAUAUUGAGUAG